Molecule: messenger RNA, 1585 nt
Organism: Solanum verrucosum
Lineage: Eukaryota; Viridiplantae; Streptophyta; Magnoliopsida; Solanales; Solanaceae
Product: protein trichome birefringence-like 42
Exons: 4
Coding region: 215-1504 (429 amino acids)
Cellular component (GO): Golgi apparatus
Molecular function (GO): O-acetyltransferase activity
Source: RefSeq, a predicted model, not a curated record
GUUUAGGUCAUUUUCAGGACAAGUAGUUGUAGAAGAAAGCAGAAGGGUAGUUGACUAGCUUCUCACCUAUUUUCCUAAUCACAAAGACAGUUAUAUUGUAAGAACCUUCACAAAUUAUCACCUUGAACAACUUCAAUUUACCUGCAAACCACUUGUUCAAUGUUUUAUCAUUAAUAUUAGUUACUGCUCCUCACACAAGAAACCAAGAAUCAACAUGGAAACCACCUCAAAAAUCACUCAGAAAUGGAUGUUAUGUGCAUUCGGGAGCUUCAUUAGCUGCUUCAUUUUCUUGCUAUACUUAAAGCACAACAAUGAGGCAGUAAAUUUCAGGGCUCUGCGACAUGCCAUGUUCAAUAUGGCCUCGUCUCUAGACGAUAGCUUUUCCCCUCAUGGAAAUUUAGAAAUCUCGAAACCAGCAAGAAGAAGAGAAGAUGAAGGGGAUAUAAUACAGAAAAACAGUAGGAAUAAGUGCAACAUAUUUGAGGGAAGAUGGAUUUAUCAAUCAACGGAAAGCCCAUAUUAUGAAGCAUCACAAUGUCCAUUCCUGAGUGAACAAGUGAGCUGCCAGAAGAAUGGAAGGCCUGAUUUUGACUAUGAAAAUUGGUCUUGGGAAGCUCAUGAUUGUGUGAUCCCACGCUUCAAUGGCAGAGAUAUGUUGAGGAGGCUUAGAGGCAAGAGGGUCAUCAUAGUUGGAGAUUCACUAAACAGGAACCAAUGGGAAUCUCUUGCGUGUCUUCUUUAUUCUACAAUUCCUCCUUCAAGAACCCAUCUUGAUCUUAGCAGUGGCUACUAUAAAGUCUUCAAAGCUAAGGACUACAAUGUUACUGUAGAGUUCUACUGGAACCCGUUUCUUGUCCAGUUCGACUCAAUAAAUGCUCCUAAAGUAUUAAGGCUGGAGAAACUGGAUUUGUCGUCUCAGCAUUGGCAAGGAGCUGACAUUAUGGUAUUCAACACAGGACAUUGGUGGGUGCAUCGUGGGAAGUUCAAGGCGUGGGACUUGUUCGAGUACAAGGGACGAUUAGUUGAUGAGCUGAAGCUAGAAUCAGCAUUUGAGGUGGCAAUGAGAACCUGGGCAAAUUGGAUAGAUCAGAAUGUUAACUUGACAAAAACAACAGUUUUCUUCAGAAGCAUUUCCCCAGAACACAAAGGUCAAAACGGAUGCUACAAUAAAACACAGCCAAUCACAGAUAUGUCCUAUGUAACACAUUUUUCCGAGUCCCUGACAAAGAUUGUUGAUAGAACAUUGUCAAAAAUGAAAGUCCCUGUAAGAUACUUAAACAUCACUAAGCUCUCACAGCACCGCGUCGAUGCACAUCCAUCAGUCUAUGCCAAAAAGAAAGGACAAGAACUGAUAAAGAGGAAACUAAAGCCACCCCAGAGUAUUUCUGAUUGCAGCCAUUGGUGCCUGCCUGGAAUGCCCGAUACAUGGAAUAGGUUACUAUAUGCAUCUCUGCUUUUGGAUCACCCCAUUGAUUCCCCUAGUCUAUCACAUUUGGUCUCUUGAAAAUCAGAGAUUUACCAUCAGUAGGCUAUAUUAGUUGUUGUAUUAGUGUGGAUAGUGGUGGCAAUUUCAACCCAUAUUUUC